AAUUUUUGCUCAACGAUAUACAUAGCCGUUGGGAAUUGCUAAAUGCGAUGUGAUGGAGGAUGGCAAUCAGCGGGAGCGCAUAGAACAGACGGCCGGCGUCAUGUAACUCUGUAAUAUGAAUCUCAGUAACUUAGUCUUGUACAUCACUAGCCUACUAUGGCUGAACCUCACUGACGCUAAGAUAGGGUACUUUUGGCACAUCACAGAUCUUCAUUAUGAUCCGCUUCACAACUCCCCAGAGUUACAUAGAGGUUGUCGUCACAACCGCGGGAACAAUGAACACAGCCAUCGGAAUGGCAGGCACCGGGAUCACACGUGUGACAGCUCCUGGCCUUUGAUACAAAGCGCCGCCGCCCUCAUGGCAGAGCGGCAUCCUGAUACUUUAGAGUUCGUGCUGUGGACUGGAGACAUCCUCUCCUCAUCAAUGGAACAUUUAAGCGAAGAAAUAAAACUGGAAGCGGUGAGAAACGUCACAGAUGUAUUAAGCAGAACAUUUAGCAGUCAGUUUGUGUUCCCUGCGCUGGGUCAUAACGAUCCUGCUCCUUCUAAGAGGCUGGUCGACAUGUGGAUGCAGUGGUUACCUACUGAAGCGUUACAAACUUUUGAAACUAGUAAGAAACUUACUAAUAAGAUUUAUAUUUAG
This is a messenger RNA of Spodoptera exigua (beet armyworm), 643 nucleotides long. The record is from the annotation of a GenBank genome assembly. Lineage: Eukaryota; Metazoa; Arthropoda; Insecta; Lepidoptera; Noctuidae.